This is a messenger RNA of Penicillium antarcticum, 1239 nucleotides long. Its product is annotated as DUF3844 domain-containing protein. The record is from RefSeq and is a predicted model, not a curated record. The transcript has 4 exons. Gene Ontology annotation, cellular component: endoplasmic reticulum. The coding region runs from base 1 to 1239 and encodes 412 amino acids. Lineage: Eukaryota; Fungi; Ascomycota; Eurotiomycetes; Eurotiales; Aspergillaceae.
AUGCGUUGGCUGUCUACCUUCCUUGCCCUGGCAGUAACAGGUGCAUUGCAGGUGAAUGCGCUGGAAGCUUCAAUUUUCGGUCUCCCCUCGCGGCCCUCAGAAUUCAACAAUGCCAACACCAAGCAACAAACACUGACUGAAGAAGAGGCUCAACUUGUCUUGGAGCUCCGCAUGAAGUCGUCUGUCGCAUCAGUCCUUGGAAUGGUUGAUACAGAAACCGUGGAUCACUUGAAUCAAUUUGCUAAAGCUGAUUAUACUCUAUUUGGAGGUGCUAGCGACGAUGAGACCCCCGGAAGAAGUGUAAUCAUCUUAGAGGGGGUCGAUGAACGAGUUGCCACCAAUCUGCGAAAAGUUCACCCAAACCAUGUCCUCGUCCCUGAAAUAUCCUCAACGUUCGUGGGGGAUGAAUUGAUGGUAUCAUUUAUCGAAAGCACAUCCAGCGUGACUAGGGACCGUGGCCAAUACUGCACAUACUACGACAAUGAUGCUAGCGAAUCUACAUCAACUAAAUCUCAGGCCGCUAAAGACUGCCUGUCCAAGGAUCCUAUACUUGCCCGCGGCUCCGGACUUUUUGACCAGGAAGUCCUUGGACUUGUUAACUCUGUGGAAACUUGGACUAGUAAGAGUCAAGAAAACUCAGCGUUGAAGCUUUCUUUCAAGACCGCUUUCGAUGAAUCGCUUCUUGUGACUAAAGCUCUGGAGUCGUUGGUUCUCCAACUAGCUCAGAUUUCGACCAGCGAGCGCGAAAUCACAGCUGUCAUUCUACCUCCCGGCCUUCAUUCAAAACCACUUGGUCGCCAGGAUAUGGACCAGCAUUCUGGAUCCACAGCAAAGCAGGAUGCGUUCAAGCGGUCUACGCAACCGUUACAGUCAACCCUGGCGCCUGUCUGUCACGCUUCAAAUUCGUCAUGCGCCGAAGCCACCAACAAUUGCUCUGGACACGGCUCCUGUUACUUGAAGUCUGGCUCGGGUGUGGAAGGAACCAGUGGCAACUGUUAUGCAUGCCAAUGUCAACAAAGUAUCAUAAGGAACAGUGAUGGUACUACCAAAACAUUGCAGUGGGGUGGCUCGGCUUGCCAAAAAAGAGAUAUCAGCUCACCGUUCUUCCUUGUCGCGAGUGUCAGUCUUCUAGUCAUUGUGCUGGUCGGCAGCGCUAUUGGAAUGCUCUUCAGUAUGGGCUCACAGGAGUUGCCCAGCGUGAUUAGCGCUGGUGUAGGGGCCCCCAAGACACAGAUGUGA